AUGCAAGAGGCCGUGAGACGUCACCAGCUUGCCUUCGACCUCUACUUGGCCCGGAAGUUCAAGGAGGCUAUGGAAAAGUUCGAGGAGGUGUCUUCUCUCCUCGCGGUCGCGGACAGACCAGAUGAUGAGACGUCCAACAUGAUGAUUUGCAGAUGCGAGGAGUACAUGAAGAAUCCUCCACCGCCCGAGUGGGAUGGGGUGGAGCAUCUCAAGUCAAAGUCGCACACCACUCAGGUCGAAUUCAGCAUGUCAGUGGGUAAAUUGCUCAUAGACCGUCGCGGACCGUCCCGUGUCACCUCAGACCGUGUUACCACGUCGGAAAUGUCAAGCCUCAAUUGA
Molecule: messenger RNA, 339 nt
Organism: Symbiodinium sp. CCMP2592
Lineage: Eukaryota; Dinophyceae; Suessiales; Symbiodiniaceae
Source: the annotation of a GenBank genome assembly